AUGGCAGCAUUCACUACUGAUAUUUGGAUUUCAGAAGGAGGUCCACAGGAGUUGUACUAUGAGAACGAAGACUACGUGCCACGUGAAAGCAUACAAUAUGAUCCCGAGAAGCUAGCAGAGAUUAUUGAGGAGCUGAAUCGGGAGGCUGAACUCCAAAGGCAACGAGAGCAGCAAGUUUAUAAUCAAUAUGAUGAUCGAGCAAACGCAAUGGAAAUUGAAUUGCUAAAACCGGAAUUGACUGAUAAGCCGAUGUCGGCGCAGAAGAAGGGUCAAAGUGAAUUCGUGGAAUUUAUUGAACCGAAGUCAUCGAAACAACUACAGAAGGUCGAAACACUUGAGAAACGUGUCCCUGCGCAACAAGCUUCAUCGCGAUCAUCUUAUCUCAUACACAGAGGAAACCUUCUGUUUGUUGCAGUAGCGACGGUCUGUGUUGUGGGUGCUGCCGUAGGCGUUGUGGGAGGUGCUUAUUACUACAACGUUGCACGGGCACAACGAGCAGCGGCCGAACGAUCAGAUUUUACGCAUUAUGCACCAACUGGGCCGGGCAAAGAAAAGAAGAAAAAGCGCGGUGAUGAGAGUCUUGCAUACAAGGCCCAGUUGCAUCAUUAUCAGCAAACGAAGCAAAAGAUUAUCUCCGGUGAAGAGCUUGGAGCGGGUAUGCCAGAUAACGAUGAAACGAGUGAGGCAUCUGAUGACGAGGGAAACAACUUCUCGGUCUACGAAUGUCCUGGUCUUGCACCAACCGGUGAUAUUGAAGUGCAAAAUCCAAAUUUUGAUUCACGUCCGUAA
Messenger RNA from Anisakis simplex (herring worm), 789 nucleotides. The record is from the annotation of a GenBank genome assembly. Lineage: Eukaryota; Metazoa; Nematoda; Chromadorea; Rhabditida; Anisakidae.